Molecule: messenger RNA, 1516 nt
Organism: Camelina sativa (false flax)
Lineage: Eukaryota; Viridiplantae; Streptophyta; Magnoliopsida; Brassicales; Brassicaceae
Product: two-component response regulator ARR8
Biological process (GO): cytokinin-activated signaling pathway; phosphorelay signal transduction system
Source: RefSeq, a predicted model, not a curated record
GUUUAUUUCUUUCUCUCCAUUGUCUCCUUAACUUUGAUCCCUUAAAACUUGCUUUACUUCGUAUAAACCAAAGCUAGAUCCCAAAAUUUUAGUUUUAUUUUCCUUUUAUUGCCUUUCUCUUCUCUUCUCUCUCUCUCUCUCCGAGAUUUGGGGUGAAAAAAAUACAAAGACCCCUUUUUUUAAUUUCUCCUCUCUUCCUAUCUUAAGCUCAUUCUGAAGAAAGAGAACUCUCAACAUUUUCCGGGGGAAGAAAAAAAACGGAAACUUUUAGUUUUCUAAGAUAAAAAAAGAAGAAAGUUGAAAACUUUGCAUCUGGGUUUUGUAGAUUGUAUAGAUUCCAGAUCUUAAAAAAGGUUUUCGAUUCAAUAUCAGCAAUGGGUAUGGAAACAGAGUCACAGUUCCAUGUUUUAGCUGUUGAUGAUAGUCUCUUUGAUCGGAAAAUGAUUGAGAGGUUGCUCCAAAAGUCUUCAUGUCAAGUGACUACAGUUGAUUCAGGCUCUAAAGCUCUCGAAUUUCUUGGUUUGAGAGUAGAUGAUGAAGACCCAAAUGUACUCUCUACAUCACCCCAUAUUCAUCAGGAAGUUGAAAUAAAUCUUAUAAUUACAGAUUACUGUAUGCCUGGCAUGACUGGUUAUGAUUUGCUCAAGAAAGUUAAGGAAUCAGCGGCAUUUAAAAGCAUACCUGUAGUCAUAAUGUCUUCUGAGAACGUUCCUGCAAGAAUCUCCAGAUGUCUUGAAGAAGGAGCUGAAGAGUUUUUCUUGAAACCAGUAAAGUUGGCUGAUCUUACAAAGUUGAAACCUCAUAUGAUGAAAACCAAAUUGAAGAAAGAAAGUGAGAAACCAGCUAAAGAAGAGGAGAGUGAAGUUUCUAAACCGGAGAUAGAAGAGGAAGAAGAAGCAGUAAUUGAGAUCUUGCCUCUCCAUCAAGAACUUGAAUCCGAACAACUUGAAACGAUGGUGAGUAGUAGUAGUAGUAAUAAGAGGAAAGCAAUGGAAGAAGUGAUAUCUACGGAUCGGUCACGUCCUAAAUACAAUGAUAUCACAACCUCGGUCUGACCCUUUGUGUCUUUCUUUCUCAGUAUCCCUGCACAACUUCAAUGGUGUUUUUUAUAGGUUCUUUGUAGGAAAUGCUUCUUCUGGUAAAUACAGGGUUGCUAUAGAAAAUGAAAAAGGGAGAUAAUAUGUAGAUGAUGAUUGGUUGUCACUUGUUAUAGUUCAUGGCCUGGGCAAAAAACCCGACCCGAAAUAUCCGUAUUGGAACCGAACCGAAAAACCCCGGUUCGGAUUGGGUAUGGAUCUUCUCCAAUAUACUAAUUGGAUCUUAAUUGUACAUACUUUUGGGUAUUGGGUAUUACCCGAUCCGAACCGAUACCCAAUUAGUAUCCAUGUAUAUCCGAACCUUGUUUAUCAUUUCACAUAUGUACCCAAUUAGUACAAUGCUUCACCACAUUGAAGAUGCCUACAAUGCUUCACCAUAUGCAACCGAUUUUUUCUUUAAUUCUUGUUGUUUAUUUCAA